AUGAAGAUGUACAACGAAUUAUUACUUUUGACGAUUCUUUUAGUAUCUUAUUAUUCUGAGGCUUACAAAAUAUUAGUAGUAAGUCCUUUCCCAGGAAAAAGUCACUCCAUCCUCGGAGAUGGGCUUGUUAGACACUUAUCAAAGGCUGGUCAUGAGAUAACGUAUAUAACAGCAUUUCCUCACGAGAAACCUGCUGCUGGAGUCAGGGAGAUUGACGUUAGUUUCACCAAGCAAUUUUUGCCAGAUUCGAAAUUAAACAUAGAAAAAUUAUUGAAAAAGGAAGAUGUUUUCAAUGUAAAGGUAUUUGUUUCUGCGAUGGCGAAUAUGACUUCUAAGGCUUUAAAAUGUGACGCAGUUAACAAGAUUUUGACAGAUCCAAAGGAAACAUUUGAUGUUGUUAUUGGUGAAUGGAUGUUCAAUGAUCUUUAUGCGACGAUAGCUGCAGUGUAUCGAUGCCCAUUUAUAUGGUUGUCAUCAGUGGAACCCCACUGGCGAGUCCUAAUGCUGAUCGAUGAAAUACCCAACCCCUCUUAUAAUCCCGACGCAAUAUCGAGUAACGAUGUACCGUUAUCUUUCACGCAAAGAUUGCAAGAGUUAACUUUCCAGAUUGGAGGACUUGCUCUAGAUUAUUUUUAUGCAUAUGAUAUGGAUAAAACUAACUAUAAUGAAGUUCUAGUACCAAUUAUACGUAGCCGUGGCAAUCCUGUACCCACAUUUGAGGAACUUAGGUACAAUGCGUCGCUCAUGUUGGGUAACUCACAUAUUUCAAUGGGCAGAGCCACUCGACUGCCCCCUUUGUAUAAAUCUGUUGGUGGUUUUCAUAUUGAGGAGGAUGUAAAACCAUUGCCAGCGGAUUUAAAAAAACUAUUAGAUAAUGCCAAGAAUGGUCUUAUAUACUUCAGUAUGGGAUCUAACUUAAAGAGCAAAAUGAUGCCAAAUGAAUUGAAACAAAGUUUAUUGAAAAUGUUUAGUGAACUCAAACAAACAGUGCUGUGGAAGUUCGAAGAGGAUUUACCAAAUAGGCCAAACAAUGUUCAUAUAUUACAAUGGGCACCUCAACAAAGUAUUUUAGCUCAUCCUAAUUGUCGUGUAUUUAUAACCCACGGCGGUCUUCUGUCAACAACUGAAGCUAUUUACUUUGGAACGCCACUUAUCGUAAUCCCAGUAUUCGCUGACCAGUUCGGAAAUGCGGAUAGAGCUGUUAGCAAAGGAUUUGCAGUGAAAGUUGAACUCUCUUACACAAUGGCUGGUGAUAUUAAAUCAGCCAUCAAUGAAAUAUUUACAGAGCCUAAGUAUGCCACGAAAGCUAAGGAAUUGUCACUAAUAUACCAUGAUAGACCAGUACCACCUGGAAAAGAACUUGUUCAUUGGGUCGAACAUGUAGUAAAAACAAAUGGAGCCCUCCAUCUUCGAUCGCCUGCUUUGCAUCUACCUUUCUACCAAAAGCUGUAUCUCGACCUUCUUGCUAUCAUUGUAAUAAUAUUGUAUGUGAUAAAAUUAGUCAUCAAAAUGAUCUUUGACAAAAUUUUUGGAAAAAAGAAAGUAAAAGUAUUAGAUCACAAAAAGAAGAAUAAA
Molecule: messenger RNA, 1575 nt
Organism: Brenthis ino (lesser marbled fritillary)
Lineage: Eukaryota; Metazoa; Arthropoda; Insecta; Lepidoptera; Nymphalidae
Source: the annotation of a GenBank genome assembly